UGCCACUAAUCACUUGCUGCGCCUUGCAUUGCAAGUUUGCAAUAAUACUUCAUGUACAUGCUGCGCUGCUCUGCUUUCGUACGAAAACAAAUCAGCAAAUACACUCAGGUAGCUGUAUGUUGUACCACCCAAAAUGGUGCAUAUCCGUCCGAUAUAUACAGCGGGAAAUGUCAUGUCUUUGCUGUAACAUGUGUUGACCUUUGGUCCAUAAUUCAAUAGCCGCAAAUGUUCUCGACCUGAUGCCACGACGAACAAGACCUUUCGUCUGCACUUAAUUAGAUCGGACCGGAGGUUAUAACCCGACGUGAGGCUUUUUUGUUUCUUACCUCCAUCGUCGUUUCGAGAUGUUGUUCUUCGUUUUUCAGCUGUUCCUUUUCUUAUACUGGAACACUGCCACCGCCUCUUCCACUCUUCCAGACGAGCUUUUCUCUCCUCUCAUACCACAGAAAAUAGCCAAUACGUCGAACUCUCUACCUUCACCAAUCCAGUAUCCUCAAUACACCAACACAUGGAAUGUCAGCAAUCCUGGAACUUGGCUAGACUUUAUACCUGACACUUGGACGUCUGGCUUCUUCCCCGCCUCCUUAUACGCAUUGAACACCCGCAAAACUCUAUGCGGGGCGACCGACGCGAACGCUUUGGGAAUUGCUGAUUGGCUGGAGCUGGGUCGAUCUACGAGCACGGGACUAAUUCCGCUGGAAACUAACAACACGAAUCUGCAACACGAUGUAGGAUUCGUCAGUUUUCCGUUUGCCGAAGAACUUUUGAUCGAUUCACAAAACGAGACCGCUAUACAAGCUAUUAAUUUAUUCGCUGCAGAUCUUGCCGCAAGAUUCAACCCUGUUGUCGGUUGUACACGAAGUUGGGAUACAUCGGACCCCACCGAUUUCACUGUCAUCAUCGAUAACAUGAUGAACCUAGAAGUCCUUUGGGCAUCUUAUGCGCUCACUGGGAACCAAACGCUGAUCAACAUUGCCAACGCACAUGCCAACACGACUAUGAUCAAUCAUUUUCGCGAAGAUGGAUCAACUUGGCAUGUUGUAGAGUACAAUUCAACUACCGGAGAUGUCAUCCGUAAAAGAACUUCACAAGGAUAUUCUGAUUCCAGCACCUGGAGUAGAGGCCAAGCAUGGGCUUUAUAUGGUUUUGCAAACAUGUAUAACCAUACAAAAAACCCAGACUUUCUUAGUACGGCUCAACGUGCCGCAAACUAUUUCUUGGACAACAUCCCAUCUGAUGGAAAUGUGCCUUGGGAUUUCAAUGCUCCACUGGAUCCUCCUCCUCGCCCAGCAGACUCAUCCGCUGCAACUGUCGCUGCCAAUGGGCUACUUCUUCUUGCUCAAGUAGACCCAACUAAUGCUGCAAAUUGGACAAAUGCUGCCAUUCAGAUUUUGCAAAAUGUCACUUCUUUAGCGUGGAAUCCCUCCUGGCAGAGUCUAUUAUCGAACGGGACAGUCAAUUGGCCCGCGAAUAAUUUUUUGACUGGUAUCGUCUACGGUGACUACUACUACAUCACGGCUGCGAACAAGCUUGUUCAGAUGGGUCUUGCGGAGUGUAAUGGGUCUACAGCAUCAAAUCCAGCAUCAAAUCCAACUUCAACACCAUCUCCAGCAUCAAAUCGGGCUUCUUUGGCACAACUCAUCUCUCAGGACGUGAAUCUAUACAUUAUUAUCACCUUACUUUCAGUGUAUCUGUAUUGAAAUGCACAGUCGGUUCUGUUUGCUUAGGCUCUAGUCUGUUUGAGAAAGUAAGUUUCUUCGAACAGGAUUAGGAGCUCUAUU
Messenger RNA from Lentinula edodes (shiitake mushroom), 1781 nucleotides. RefSeq names its product glycoside hydrolase family 88 protein. Lineage: Eukaryota; Fungi; Basidiomycota; Agaricomycetes; Agaricales; Omphalotaceae. Gene Ontology annotation, molecular function: chondroitin hydrolase activity. The record is from RefSeq and is a predicted model, not a curated record. The transcript has 8 exons. Gene Ontology annotation, biological process: polysaccharide catabolic process. Bases 345 to 1700 code for a protein of 451 amino acids.